GAGAGAGCAGGUUCUUUUUUUCCUCGUUUCCUCCUCUCCUGUCGUCCGCCUCCCAGUGUGGAUCUACCGGUUUGUCCAGCUCAGCCGUUAAUUUGUGACUGAACGAACGAGCGAGCGAGUGAGCACAGGCUUCUCAUUUUUGGACUAACAAACAAUAAAGGGUUUGGCAUCGGCCACAAACCAAAGGACAUUACUAAAGACAGGCACAGACGGGAGCAAGGGACACAGAGAGAGAGAAAAGAGAGAGAGAGAGAGAGAGAGAGAGAGAGAGAGAGGGGAGAUAUUGGAUGUGAUGGUCAGAGUGCUUUGCCGAUAGGGAUGAUCAGUGCCUCUGUUUGCCUGCACUGAUACUGAAGGAAGAAGGGAUCUGACCGAAGGAAGAACGGACCUGAUAGAAGAGAGACGUUUUCUCAGUGCACACCACAGGAAAGGGAGGAUGACAGAACGUCUACCAGCUCUUUCCUAGAGAAAUGUCAGCGUCCAGUGGUGCAAGCACCAGCAGCAGUAGCCACGACAACCUCCCCCACCACGACAGCAGCAUCGGCAGCGUUGCCUCGGCAACCAUCUCCGGCGACGACUCCUCCCAGCGCCCCCCGGCCCCUCCCGUGCGGGUGGCCAGCGGACUGCGGGACUCGUCCUCCUCCUCGGCGACCACCUCCUCCUCCUCAUCCUCUUCCUCCUUCAGCUCCUCACUGGUGGCCGCCCCCCUCCCUGUGACCAAACCGUUGCCCAUGGCGCCCGAGGAGAAGAACCGCAAAGCCCGGCUGAGGUCCAUCUUCCCUGGGGGGGACAAGUCGAACAAGAAGAAGGAGAAGGAGAGGCCAGAGAUCUCCCUACCGUCCGAUUUUGAACACACCAUUCAUGUGGGCUUUGAUGCCAUCACUGGGGAGUUCACGGGUAUACCGGAGCAAUGGGCGCGCCUCUUGCAGACGUCCAACAUCACAAAGAUGGAACAGAAGAAGAAUCCGCAAGCCGUCAUCGACGUUCUGAAGUUCUAUGAUUCAAAAGAUACCACCAGCAAUCAGAAAUACAUGAGCUUCACCUCGGGAGAUAAAUCAGCACAAGGUUAUAUGGCUACAAACACCCUGAAUCGGCUGUUGUCCUCUGGUCCACCUGUGAGUCUCAGGAGUUGCAGUACUCUCUUUGAUAAGGGUGCGAAGCUGACGUCCGACUCCCCCCUGGCCCCCCCGGUGUCGGAGGAGGAAGCAGAUGAUGAUGAUGAUGACGAUGAAGACGAGGAUGAUGAUGAGGAAGAAGAAGAUGAUGAUGAUGAAGUCCCUCCUGUCAUCGCCCCGCGACCAGAACACACUAAGUCGAUUUACACACGCUCUGUCCUGGACACCUCGUCUAACGCACACACACUCUCUCCGGCGGCACACCCCCCUCCAAUCCCAGAGGACCCCUCCCCCCCAGAGUCAAAGGUGGAGCCUGACGUCACGUCGACGACGGCCACAUCCAGCGCCCUCUAUCGCCAUACCGACCGCCAGAGAAAGAAAUCAAAGAUGACUGAUGAGGAGAUACUAGAGAAGCUCAGGAGUAUCGUGAGUGUUGGUGACCCCAAGAAGAAGUAUACUCGUUUUGAGAAGAUUGGCCAAGGAGCUUCCGGAACUGUCUACACAGCGAUAGACAUUGCUACUGGACAGGAGGUGGCUACAAAGCAGAUGAACCUCCUGCAGCAGCCCAAGAAGGAGCUGAUCAUCAACGAGAUCCUGGUCAUGAGGGAAAACAAGAACCCAAACAUCGUCAACUACCUGGACAGUCUAGUUAGCUACGAGAAUUGGUUAGCUGUUCUCCACAGUAACCAAGUGAUUCAUCGUGAUAUAAAAAGUGACAACAUUCUCCUGGGAAUGGAUGGAUCUGUUAAACUGACGGAUUUCGGCUUCUGCGCCCAGAUCAGUCCAGAGCAGUCCAAGCGGAACACCAUGGUAGGCACACCCUAUUGGAUGGCUCCCGAGGUUGUGACCCGGAAGAGCUACGGCCCAAAGGUCGACAUCUGGUCACUCGGCAUCAUGGCCAUAGAGAUGGUGGAGGGAGAGCCACCGUAUCUGAAUGAAAAUCCCUUAAGGGCUCUGUAUCUCAUAGCCACAAAUGGAACGCCGGAACUGCAGAGUCCGGAGCGGCUGUCGUCCGUGUUCCGAGAUUUCCUGAAAAGGUGUCUGGAGAUGGACGUGGAAAGGCGAGGAUCGGCGAAAGAACUGCUGCAGCACUCAUUCCUGAAGCUAGCGAAGCCCCUGUCCAGCCUAACCCCACUCAUCAUAGCAGCCAAGGAGGCCAUCAAGAACAGCAGCCGUUAGCUGCCUGCUAACAAACAGUAAACGACACCAACGGACAGCGGCACAUGCUAACAGCUAAGAACUGCUGGCUAUUGAUGAGGAAAGGCUGCUAUUGCUAUCAGCAAGCUGGCAGCAGCAGAAUACUAUGCGAACAGAUGGCUGAGAACAUGAAAAAGAUAGCUGCUAUCGUUAACUGCUAACAGUUACGGCCAAUGGUUUAGUCGUGCAUAUAUUAGCGAAAAAGACAUUACCACCAAUCGCUACCGGAAAGCAACAACUCUGACAUGUGCAUACUGUUAGCUGUUAUCGCUAACAGCUAACUACCAGCAGCUAACAAUAAUGGUUACAUUUUUGUGGAAGAUUUUUGGGUAGCCUCUCUAACAGCCAAUGAGCUGUGGACACAAACAGACUGAUGCUCUAGUAAAUGGCUACCAGCUUCUCAAGGUGUAUGUGGAGGUCCACCCAAUGGUAGAGAAAACCACACACACACACACACACACACAAACACACACACACACACACACAGUCCUGCUCAAACCCCCAGACACACACACUAAAGAAAUGGAUGCUAAAAAAUAGCCUUCUUAAUUCGUUCCUCAAUAUAAAGUAUAGGCCUACCUGCAUGAAUUCUGUUCAACCAUAUACUAUUACAAGAAGUGUGUGUGUGUGUGUGUGUGUGUUUGUGUGUGUGUGUGUGUGUUUGUUUAUGUGUGUGAGUGUCCGCACACACGUCUUUGUGUUUCCAACCACUUUUGUUUUGUUUUGUGUGUGUGUGUAAGUCUUUUUAGGCUUCUUGUCUUAACAUCUUACUAUUUAUUUUCUUGGCUGUAUUUAUUUGUUUUGUGCUGCAUGUGUCUGUGUGUGUGUGUGUGUGUGUGUGUGUGUGUGUGUGUGUGUGUGUGUGUGUGUGUGAGAUAGAGAGAGUUGGGUGAGCAUAUUUGUGUGUUGAGUAGUGGGCUACCUCAUGAUUUGGUGCUGUGAAUGCUGGAGUUGGGUAUUUACUUACCUCAGCUUUGCGAUCCAUGUGUAUAUGUGUGUGUGUGUGUGUGUG
This is a messenger RNA of Alosa alosa (allis shad), 3324 nucleotides long. Its product is annotated as serine/threonine-protein kinase PAK 3-like. Gene Ontology annotation, molecular function: protein serine/threonine kinase activity; ATP binding. Gene Ontology annotation, biological process: regulation of MAPK cascade; regulation of axonogenesis; regulation of actin cytoskeleton organization. Gene Ontology annotation, cellular component: cytoplasm. Lineage: Eukaryota; Metazoa; Chordata; Actinopteri; Clupeiformes; Clupeidae. The transcript has 16 exons. Bases 471 to 2294 code for a protein of 607 amino acids. The record is from RefSeq and is a predicted model, not a curated record.